AUGAGUUCUCCUCCUAUUUCAAGUAGUGCUGGUGGCUCUCGUCGAGCACGUUAUUCGCGUUCGCCAUCAGGCAGUGCUGCACCACCUUCAAAACGCUCGAAACCAUCAAGUUCGGGCGAUGUUAGCAGUAAUAACAAUGAUCAACAAAGACUUUACACGUCAAUUUGUGUCAAAAAUAUCAAUCCGAAAAUACCAGAUCUCGAGGUACGAGAACUGUGCGCAAAAAAAUUCACAAAAUAUGGUACAAAUUUGGUGAAAAUCUACUACCGUAAUCAGGAACGUGUUGCUUUUGUUAAUUUUACAAAUUGUGAAGAUGCAAGACGAGCACGUCAUGCAAAAACAGGACUCGUUUGGGAAAAUAUGCAAGUUCUUCUAGAACCCGUUUAUUAUCGUCGAACAAUUCCAGCUGAGCAACCGAUCAAUGCUUCGAGUCCACGUGGUCGUUCUCCGCGAUCACCUCGUUCUCCACCUUCGCCCAAACGUCGACAACGUCGCCCGUCACCAAGUCCACCACCAGUCAGUUCACGAAGCCGACCUCAUCAUACAUCCUCACCACCUCGUGGUCGUCGACACUAUUCACCGUAUAUACCGAUACCACCUGAUCUAGCUGACUACGCUGCUUCAAAGUCUAGUCGACAAACACAUGCUUCACCAUCGCCACCACGUCAACGGCGUCGCACUCGAAGUCGUUCGCAGUCGGCAUCGCCAGGCGCACAAAAGAGUCAUACAAAACAUGAUGAUCCUGCUGCCGGCCGAACUGAAUCGAAUGUUCAACAUGAACCAACACGUACUCUAUUUGUUGGAAAUCUCGAACGCGACGUCAGGGAAUCAAAAUUGAGAGAGGUUUUCGGUCGUUAUGGAACUAUUGAAGAAAUUGAUUUAAAAGUUCCUCAAUCAUCAUCAAAACGCGCGUAUGCUUUCAUUCAAUAUGAAAAUAUGGACAUGGCAUACGAAGCUCGCCGUGCGAUGGACGGACAUUUCAUUGGUAAAGCCGAUUGCAAAAUAGGAUACGGCAAAAUCGUACCAACCAAUUGUCUGUGGGUAGGCAAUAUAGCAAUGGAUAUGAAGCGACGUGAUCUUGAGCAAGCAUUUGCGCGUUAUGGACAAUUAAAAUCAUUUGAUUACUCCAAUGGUGAUCCAAUAGCUGUGGUUUCUUAUAGUGACAUUGAACAUGCCAUAGCUGCACGUGCAAAAAUGACAGGUGUAACGCAGAUAGUCGACGGGCGAAAAGUACGAACUGAAUCGGGCCAAUCGGAUACAACUCGUCGAGGUGAAUUUAUUACUGGUCUUCGAAUUGAUUAUCUUGACCGACCAACCGCUCGACGUUUCGUUAUCGUUCGCCCACAAGACAAUGCAUCCAAACAACGAACAUCUCGAUCAUCAUCUGCAUCUUCAGCUUCAUUAGCACGUUCUCGUUCGCCGAAAGAUCGUCUUCGAUCAGUCUCUGGCGAUGAUGAACAAGAUGCAAACAAAAAUUUCAAAAGACAAUCGCACUCACGUUCGCCAGUUUCACCCGCAUCCGCGCCAUCGAAACGACGAACUCCAAGCCCAGUUGCACCUGUUGCUGGACAAACAUUCUACAGUCCAUACGGUUCGUAUUUGUCACCUGAUGAUACGAACAACAUCAACAAUGUUAAUGAACUCAUAACUUUAUGUGAAAAACUGAAUACCAAGAUUAGAAAUACUCUACCUACUGCUUAUUCGGUCCAAUUUAUACUCAAAUCGCACGCGUAUGAUGCACGUAUGCAUUUCCUUGCUGGAGAUUUGAAUUUCGCGAACACUGUUCUCAGCCAAUCGAGCAGUUAUACAGAUGAUAAGAAAGCAUUGAACGUUACUCAAAGACUACGUCUGGAUCCGCAUAAGUUCGAUGAUUUAGAGAAGAAGAUUCGUACAAGUGUCAGCAAUUCAAUCUCGAGCGCCAAUGGGCAAACAUCAUCCAGUAGUCGAAAGCAAUCAAGUCAAAUAAAUUUCGCGAUUUUGAUUACUUCACCAACGGCGCAUUUGAUCAACGUGAAUUCGGGUUCUUCGAAACAACGUCGACCUAAUGGAAGAGGAAGAUCACCCAAUCAUGCAUCAUCAUCAGAUGAAAAUGACGAACGUUCACAAUCGAAGAGAAAUACAGAUAGCCGUGUCGAUGACGAAUCGUCACUUUCUCAUUUGAUAACUUACCUUGCAACGAAAGAAGCUGCUGGUGUCAUAUCGGUUCCCUUGCAUUCUCAGGAUCAAGAAAAGGCUGUUAUGAAUGUAUAUCCGCCGUGUGUAUUCAGUAAAAAGCUUCUACAAGUUAUGUGCCCAUCAAUGAGCUUUUCCAAUGGUCCACGUACACCACCAUCACGCCCAACAAUGACCGAUGGUGAACAUCUUCUAGUUGUUAUUACUAAUCAAUAUUAA
Messenger RNA from Adineta ricciae, 2391 nucleotides. Lineage: Eukaryota; Metazoa; Rotifera; Eurotatoria; Adinetida; Adinetidae. The record is from the annotation of a GenBank genome assembly.